This is a messenger RNA of Arachis ipaensis, 1100 nucleotides long. The record is from RefSeq and is a predicted model, not a curated record. Lineage: Eukaryota; Viridiplantae; Streptophyta; Magnoliopsida; Fabales; Fabaceae.
AUUGGUUGAUAUAGUGUUGAUCUCUAACAUUAUUCUAAAAUAAAUUAUUAUAAGCUUCACAGAAAGCUAAGCAUUGUUCACCAACACCAUACUGCUUUGUAAUAUAUAAGUACCUUCGGUUUAUCUCAUACUUGCUUCAGUCACUUCCCGUCUAUCUUUCCAAAAAAGUGAAAAAAAAAAGAAAGAAAAAGUUAGUUGUUGUAGCACAGCAUGAAUCCCCAGGCAUACAUAUUGCUGUUAGCAUUUGUGAUAGUAGGAAGGGCAACGGUAAAUUCAACCAAUGACAAGGACAAAGAGGAAUGCACGCAACAAUUAGGAGGGUUAGCAACAUGUCUGCCUUAUGUCGGCGGCGGUGGAGCAAAGGCUCCGACACCGGAUUGUUGUAACGGUCUGAAGCAAGUGCUGAAGAACAGCAAGAAGUGCUUGUGUUUUAUUAUCAAAGAUCGUAAUGAUCCAGACCUUGGGGGAAUACAGAUUAAUUUGACCUUAGCUUUGGGCCUGCCAACAGCUUGCAAUGCCCCUGCCAAUAUCUCCAAGUGCCCAGGUAUAUUUUGGUUUUCAAGUCCUGUCGCACCCGCUCCUUUUGAUGGAGUAAGUCCAGUAAGCGGAAAAGGACAGAGUAAAGGGAAAAGUAGUCAGGAAACCAGCUCUGCUCAGAAGAACGAGGCACUAUGGAAGGACAAAAAGCUGUUCGGUUUAGCAAUUUUGGGUUUUGGUCUUCAAAUUGUUGGGCUCUUUUUUCGGCUUUGAAACUUCAAAAAUUAUCUUCUUUCAUAGGGAGAGAACUUCUUUCUUUGGGGGCAUAAAUGAUUUUGUGCCAUUUGCGUCAUUGUAUCAAUGCCAUCUACGAAAUGGUAUAGAGAAAAGUUGGGUGUAAAAAAUAAAAAUAUUGUAAAAGAAGGGAGUAAAGGGAGGGACAAUAUUUCGGUACGAUUAUUGCUGUGGGUCCCAAGUUUACUUUGAAAUUGAUUUUGUACUUUGUUAUUACUUAUUAGUGGAUACUAUUCUAACCAUACUAUUGGUCUCACACAAUAAUUAUCUAAAAGUUAAAUGAAGACUCAUUUAUGAGUUUAAUUAAUAAAAAGAAUGUUUUAACAUUC